AUGAAGGGAGAUGCUGACGCUACCCUGUCUACGGUGGCGUCGAACCACCCGAACCUCGUGCCACUAGUCGAGCAGAUCAGAGACGACCUCGCCGCCAAGCACUACCACGAACUCACGGAGGCGCUGACAUCGCUGCUUGGGUCGGGCAGCCUCGUUUGUGACGACAAAAUACGCGUGUUUGAGGCGCUGGUACAUCCCAUAAAGGAUGCACUCAACACACUGCGAUUCGCACAACUGCUGGCGGCGUGCUCCGAAAACCUAGACCCGAAGGUUGCGCUAGAACACCUAUGCAAGUACGAUGCCUUCCUCGAGAAGGACUUCGAAGCCAACAUCAUGCACCAAAUCGCAAAGGCCCACCAUAUGGUCAAGAAUGGUCAGGUUAAGGAGUGCGAUACACUGCUCAGCGACGUAAAGCAAAAGAUCGAGGAAACUAUGAACGUCGACAUCACGGUGCAUAGCGCGUACUACCGAGCCGCUGCUGAAAUGAACAAGGCGGCCAAGAAUUUCUCGCUGUGCUACAAGGACUGGAUCAUGUACCUGUCUUACACCUCUACCAACGACAUACCUGAAGUCGACCGGGUGGCCAUCGCCGUCGAGAUCACCGUAUGCGCUAUCGUCGCCCACGACAGUUUUGGGUUCGGGGAACUCAUACACCAGCCGAUUAUUGAGGCAUACCUUAAAGGCGGCGACCAUCAGUGGUUGUAUGACAUGCUGAUCAUCUUUAACGAAGGGCAUCUGCACCUCUUCGAUGAGGCACUGGAACGACACAGGGGUAAGGUAGUGCACACGGAACUAGCGGGCAGGGAAACAGAGUUAAGGCAAAAAUUGACGCUGAUCGCUCUUCUAAACCUCGCUUUGGGAAAGCCGAACAAACAGCGUUGCCUCACAUUCCAGGAAAUCGCCGAUCACUGUGCCAUCAGGAUCGAACAGGUGGAGCCCUUUGUACUUAAGGCUCUGGCUCUCAAACUCAUCAAGGGGCACAUCGACCAGCUACAGCAAACUGUCUCUAUCAAGUGGUUGCAACCAAGAAUACUAGACAUGGGGAAAUUGGAACGUAUUUGCUUGUUUGAUGCUGUUCCCAGAGGAUCUUCGUCACGAUACGUCUGGCGCCUCGUUAAGUUUAAAGUCAGGGCCACGGAUCCGUACAUGCAAGGCUGCGGCGUUACGUACGCAUCAGAUGAGUUGUUCAAGCCUGAGACACCCCAACUCUACGACGGUGAUGGGCAGUCGCAGUUUGGCUGCAAGAUUGAUCUUCAAGCUGCCAGGGAAGCGGCAUUCUACUGCCCAGCACCGUAUCUCCUGGACCCACCCAACUGCUUCAGCCAGGCCUCUGUGGACGGUAAAGGAAGGAACCUAAACGACCUCAGCAAGUCAUUGGUGGCGUCUCGAUCUAACCACUUGUCAUACUGA
Molecule: messenger RNA, 1410 nt
Organism: Babesia ovata
Lineage: Eukaryota; Apicomplexa; Aconoidasida; Piroplasmida; Babesiidae
Product: 26S proteasome
Exons: 6
Coding region: 1-1410 (469 amino acids)
Biological process (GO): ubiquitin-dependent protein catabolic process
Cellular component (GO): proteasome regulatory particle, lid subcomplex; cytosol; nucleus
Molecular function (GO): structural molecule activity
Source: RefSeq, a predicted model, not a curated record